CAAAACUACCCAACAUAAACUAGGUCAAAGCAAACUUUAAAACUAUAUAUUUACUCAAGCGAUAACACGUAGAUAGUGUGUACAGGCUGACACGCCGCACAAGUAUUUAAUUCUCAGGACUAGACGGAAGGUCGAAAGAACAGGGAGGCCAUGUUAGAUUUUAAGGUGAGACUAAAUAAUUAUUAUAGUAAUGACUGCUGUGUUUUAUAUCAUACUAUAAUUCUAUUUCGUUAAUUGUUUUAAUCUGUCAACAUCUUGAAAUGAAAUUCCGGUUUUAUUUAAUCAACAGUAAAGUUCUCGUGUGAUCCCGCCAUCAGAAAUGCAUCCCCGGCGCAGUGCUCAGGAAGUCCUACUGUGUGACCUCUGUGAAACUGUCCCCCUACAGAGUCACUGUGAACUUUGUAAUAUAAAUCUCUGUGUUAACUGUGCAGUAAAGCAUCUCUCAGACUCGUCUAAAAGACACAAAGUCGUGCCGUUUUUACACAGAAAGUCUACUAACUACCACAAAUGUCCAGACCACGCCGAUAAACACUGUGAAAUUUACUGUGAAAAAUGUGGCGUUCCUGUCUGUUCUACCUGCGCCUUAUUUGGAAAACACAAAGGUCACGAUGUGUCAGAUAUUCUGGAAAAAUUCAGCGCUAAAACAGAAAGUUUACAAAAAGAUCUAGAAGAACUCGAGACAAGAAUUUACCCGCGAUAUAAAGAAAUGGCGUCUAAUGUCGAAACCGAGAAAGCCGAGUUAGAAACGAAAUACGGGAAACUGACGACAGAUGCCGAUGAACAAGGAGAAAUCUUACACCGAGAAAUCACCGCCAUUGUCAACCGACAGAAAUCCGCCAUUGCGGAGAUGAAAACUAAACAUCUGGACGCGCUAAAUAAAAAUACAGAAGAAAUCACACAGAAAAUGGCGGAACUCAAACAGAUCAUGUCCGACUUGAAAUCAAUCCUAAAAUUAAAUGACGUUUCCUUAACCUCUACUUACAAAUCUAGGAAUUCCCAAUUUAGAACAUUACCGCCUAAAGUCCGAGUUACAUUACCGAGUUUCUCUCCUCAGAAAAUAAACAAAGAUCAGCUGAAUGAAAUGUUUGGUUCUCUGUCGCCAUUAUCUAUUAACACAGAACAUGGCGACACAAUGAAGUCAGCAGAAGCUGUAUCUUCUCCUCCAGUCAAACCACUGCUUGAUGAGCCGCGCGUCACCGCCACCAUAAACACUGGGUAUAACUUUCUACUCGGUGUUAGCUGUCUGAGUGAAGAUCAAGUCUGGACACGCGGUCAGUUAAACAACACCAUGAAGCUGCUCAACCUCCAGAGUAAACUACUGACAUCAAUACAAACCAAGUCAGGGAACUGGCCAACAGAUAUAGCAGUGACACGGGACGGAGAUCUUGUUUAUACUGACCAUAGUAAUAACACCGUUAACUUAAUUAAGAAUAAACAGAUACAGACCGUGAUCACACUACAGGGGUGGAGACCUCGCUUUGUCUGCUGUACCGCGGGUAACGAUCUCCUGGUUAUCAUGAUCAGUGAUGAUCUCAAACAAUCCAAAGUCGUGCGUUACUCCGGCUCCACAGAGAAACAAAGCAUUCAGUUUGAUGAUCAGGGUCGUCCUCUCUACUCAUCUGGUGGUAACACUAAAUACCUCAGUGAGAACAAGAACCUGGAUAUCUGUGUGGCUGACUAUACAGCUAGAGCAGUAGUGGUGGUCAAUCAGUCAGGAAAACUCCGAUUUAGAUACACGGGUCAUCCCUCUAAUACCGAGCAAUCAUUUGGUCUAUUCAGCCUAUUUAGAUACACUGGUCAUCCCUCUAAUACCAAGCAAUCAUUUAAUCCACGCGGCAUCACUACAGACAGCCAGAGUCACAUCCUGACAGCAGACUUUGACAAUCACCGUAUCCACAUCCUAGAUCAGGACGGACAGUUCCUCCGUUACAUUCACUGUCAUUUAGACAGUCCAUUAGGUUUAUGUGUGGACAUCAGAGACAACCUCUUUGUGGCUGAGUUUGACACUGCUAAAGUGAAGAAAAUCCAAUAUCUAUAAUCACAGUGUUAAUUACACAGCUCUACAGUGUUAAUUACAUCUACCAACACAGUGUUAAUUACAUCUACCAACACAGUGUUAAUUACAUCCCUGUGUUAAUUACAGCCCCGUGUUAAUUACAGCCCUGUGUACAUUACAGUCCUCUGCUUGUGAUGUGUAACAUGUACUUGUGUUUGUGAGUUUAACAGAACAUUAUUUUGUUUGUGAAUUAAUUCAAUAUGUGUUUGAUUUUACAAUGUAUAUAUUAGAUAAACAUGAUACAGAG
Ostrea edulis (European flat oyster) is the source of this 2303-nucleotide messenger RNA. Its product is annotated as E3 ubiquitin-protein ligase TRIM71-like. Lineage: Eukaryota; Metazoa; Mollusca; Bivalvia; Ostreida; Ostreidae. The transcript is spliced from 2 exons. Gene Ontology annotation, molecular function: translation repressor activity; ubiquitin protein ligase activity; zinc ion binding. The coding region runs from base 320 to 2038 and encodes 572 amino acids. Gene Ontology annotation, biological process: proteasome-mediated ubiquitin-dependent protein catabolic process; negative regulation of translation; protein polyubiquitination. The record is from RefSeq and is a predicted model, not a curated record.